Messenger RNA from Tachysurus vachellii, 3547 nucleotides. It is a transcript of the gene dalrd3, whose product is annotated as DALR anticodon binding domain containing 3. Gene Ontology annotation, biological process: arginyl-tRNA aminoacylation; tRNA C3-cytosine methylation. The coding region runs from base 201 to 1898 and encodes 565 amino acids. Gene Ontology annotation, molecular function: tRNA binding; arginine-tRNA ligase activity; ATP binding. The record is from RefSeq and is a predicted model, not a curated record. NCBI's taxonomy places the organism in Eukaryota, Metazoa, Chordata, Actinopteri, Siluriformes, Bagridae. The transcript has 13 exons.
CCAGAGCGUGUAUGUUUCAGUGAAAUGUGCCGUAGUGGAGCCUUUUCCUUACUAUAUAGUUCCGGUUUCAGGGAUUUGCUAGUGAUCGAUGUGCGAGGAAACGAAAACGCGUGGGUGUUCAUUAGAGGCCUCAUAGACAUAAUUAAUCACACCGGGGUUUCGACUGAAUGCUUAUUAUGUUCACAUUGUGAACGAGGUGAAUGAUGGAGACCGCGGAAUCGGCGCCGUUCCGCAUCGGCUCCACUGUACGGGCGCUGCGGUGUGUUCUGCGGAGGGAAACCGGACACGAAGCCGAGUCAGAGCGCACCGACAGCGGGGAGAGGAGCACGAGCGAGCCGGUCAAGCUCUGGUUUAAAGAGAGCAGCGCCAAAAACCUGCGAAACCGAGACUUCCUGGCGCCCAACACGGUUCUGGCUACACUUUACUCUGACGGACAGGUUCCUCCGGCCAUUAUGAGGCGUGUCCUGUCUCUUCGUGGAGGUGGUGUGUUACCACUUGCAGGAUGUGACAUCACAACAGAGGGGCUGCGCGUAACAGUGGACCGUUGCACAGCAUUCCGAGGUGUUCUGUGUGGGAUAAACACGUACCUGAGACCAGCCAGUCAAAGACAGGGGUGUGUUCUGAUCAAUUGCCCCGCACUGCAUGCCAAAAAAGAUCCACCCACUCCAGACACUCUGACACUGGGGCAGCUCCGGACUGUCCUCAUCGCUGACCAUCUCAGAGCAGUGCUCCUCAGACAAGGUUACUCUGUGUCCUUAUGUCCUGCACUGCCUGAGGAGAGUGACAUCAUCAGCUUCCUCCGAAUCCUGGGCAUUGAUUGGCUGGCGGCAUCUGUUGGCUGGACCAGUGAUGAAAGAGAGGAAAAGAUGAGGAACACCCUGGAGAACUGUUCCUACAGAGAGACAGAUGGAGAAAGAGGGAAGAGGACGAGUAAGGGAGAUGAUGCAGGGAUGACAGAGGAGGUCAGGAUAAACCUGAAGCGAGUGAUGGAGAAUGUAGAACUUCAGGGUUAUGACCCCACUCUUGGCACCUGCACAGUGCAGCGAGAAGCAUUGUGUCAUCUGGCUCAACUCGACAGAGCAAUGGAGGACUUUCCUGCAUCCACGGCUACAGUGCUACACGUGACUUCCUGUCAGGACGAGUUUCGCCAGCAACAAACAGCCAUGCUUUGGAGAGCUACCAGUGCCACAGCAACGCAGAGGCUGGUAGUGUGUGGUCCAGUAAAGACACCAGGCACUCAAAUGAGCGCGGCUCAGUACCUGCAAUUAAGAAGAGCUCAGAUGAAAGAAGCUUCUGAAGUGAAAUACGGUGAGCAGGUGGAAGGACAAACCUGGGAGGACAUCAUCAGAGUGAUGACUUGUGCUACAGUGCGAUUUGAGCUGCUUUCCACAGCACACACUAGCCCAGUGACUCUUGAUGUACAGCGUGAAGUGGGCGUGUCCACAAAAGGUCCUAGGGGAGGAGUCUUUGUUAUGUAUAACUGUGCAAGAUUACACACGCUGUUCAGCAGCUAUGAAAAAGGUGUACAGCAAGGCAUCUACCCAGAAAUCCCUGCAGGAACAGAACUGGAUUUUUCCUCUCUUAAAGAAGAGGGGGAGUGGCUUCUUCUUUUCAACUAUCUCAUUCCAUUCUCUGAGCUUCUGGACCAAUCAGGACAGACGCUGGAGCUGGAGGGGGCGGGAGCCAGAGUUAAUUUAAGAACAGAGCAGGUCUGCAGAUUCCUGGUGUCUCUCAGUAAAGACUUCAGUUCGUAUUACAACAGAGUCCAUGUACUUGGGGAGCCGUUACCUCAUCUUUUUAAUCAGAUGUUCUGCAGGUUGUUGUUGCUGAAGGCUUUGAGGGAACUUUACCACAGCGCCUUGGAUUCUCUAAAUCUGCCCCCGAUUCCACAGCUAUAGCUCUGAGUGAGAUGGCAACACCAGUACAUCUACAGAAACAAUCCAUAUUACAGAGAAACGUGCCAGAAAUGUUUAAAAGUAACUAGGAAUAUACCUGGAAAUUGCUACAGAGCUUCCAUGAUCAUCAUAAAAGCCACCAAGAAGUAUUAAACAAUUUCCUUAAUUGCACACCUAAGAUUCUAUAAUACAUGCUUUGGUUCUCAAAGUCCCCAAAUAUUUCUCUUAUUCUAAACUGUAGUCUUUACAUGAAUGCAGCGAGUUUGAGUUAGAAAUUCUCUACAGAAAAACACCUAACAACCACAGCAAACGAUCUUAUGCUGUAAUAAAUACUGCACCGUAACUGUCUUUGGUUCUUAUGUGGUUUCCUUUAUACCACAGAGCAUUUUGUUUCUAUAGUAACAGCUCAUUUACAUUAGGACCUGUGUAGUGGACGUUCCACAUAAACAAUAUGACGUGUAACAAAAAAACAGGUCCCUUAAUGUGUUUUAUAUAAUACAAAGAAAAUCUGUCAAAGAAAAUUGAUGGUGCAGUUUUCUGUAUAUAGAUCUUUAUUUCAUAUUUAUGGAAGGAGUCUGUAGUGCCAGCGCUGCAGGACAAUCUUCAGGACAGAGGACACUUUGCACCUUGGGGUUUCUCAGUAACAUGACAAACUGCAUGUUUUUGAUCUUAAUGACUUCAAGAUAAAGAAAAGCCCAAGCACUGUCACAGUCUUUCAAAUUUUUUCCUUCAUCGAUUUUAUUUCACCUCAGAGCUGCUGCCAUUACUCCUGACACUGUUUUGUACUUCUUGGUGCUUUGUCAUGUCACUAUGUUGUCCAGCGUAUUGUGUACGAGAACUAAACAUGCAAACACACACUGUUCAUCAGUCUCAGUUGUCUAUUAGAAAACGUGGUUUCACAAAUGCUUUAUAUCAAGCUUUUAUUAUCUAACAUUAUUUAACGCAUUUGUUAACAUUAACCACUCAUGAAGUGUUCACCGAUGUUUGUUUAAUGUUAAUGUAUAAAUACUCUCCUGCAUCGUCUGUAUUUUAUUCAAUCCAUAAACAAAAAUAAGAGCCAUGUAUAAAUUAGCAUUAUGUAAAUUGCAGUUCCUAAAUGUUCAUAAUUUCCUGGUGUAAAAACCGGAAUUUCCUUUUCAGAUUUUGUUCUGGGUUUUUGUCACCUAUCAACCUCAAAAAGUGUUAAUUAAGGUCAUUCUUCUGGGCUUUGUUUUACUCAUUGACUUGAAGUAAGGCAGGCGAUUAUUUGGUUUAAUUGGUUUAUUAUUAAAAAAAAAAAACAUUAAUUUAAAAAUGUUAAUUACUGUGAUAAUGUGUUUAGGAUUUAUUAAUGCUGAAGGUCAUGGUUUGUUCAUGCUAAUGACUAUGGUAAAUAAUGUUAGUUAAUGAAUCUUUAAUGAAAAGCAUUACAGAGCUUUAUACAUGCAUGAAAUUCAUACACUGUAGAUCAUCAUCAUCAUCAUCAUCAAUCCCCAGUUACUCACAUGCCAUAGAGAACAAAUGCCACUCUGUUUAUAGUCUGGGUCUGUAUAUCUGUCCCCUACAUGUCGUCGCUUUAUGUGUUUGUAUGCACAUGUGAAGAGAGAGGUAAAAAAAAAAAUUGUCAGUUUAAAUGACUGUAUUAUUAAAAAGAACAAUCAACUCUGUUUUAA